UUCAGCCAGUCAGGCGUUGGCAGUGUGGACUUUUUCCGUUUCUUCGUGCAGCUCCUGUCUUACUGCUCCACAGGCAGCUACUUAAAGACGGUGGCGCACUCAGACAGUAGCUUGUUUCCUCAGGAAGGCGAAGAGACAGGCUGUGGAGGGCCAAGAGGUCCCCGAGGCCUUGGGGGUGGGGUGGCAAUGUGGUCACUACGGGUCUAUACCCGCAAGAAGCGGGCGGGCCAGAGGCUCAACGUCACCCCGACGCCGGACCUAGGCCCCACCGUGAAGGUGGAGGCUCCCCCAGGUCCAGACAGGAGGCACUCUGCACACUGCUUGAAAGGAAAAACGCAGCGUUUGCAGAAGAUCUCAGAGAAAGCAGAGUGGAGUGGGCAAGGAGUUAGCGGCUCUAGGCCACGGAGCACUCAGUUAAGAGUUACAGGACAGAAAAGCCUGCAAGAAAAUAGCACUAAUGAAGAGCUCCCAGAUGAGAAGAUUGUUCCAUUGAGUGAGUCAGUGACUGAUGACCUCCAGAUUGACAGUAGUUCAUCCCAUAGUGAGCUAGUAUCAGGACUAAGUUUGCAGCAUGGUAUUUCUAGUUCUCUCCUGAGCUAUUCAUUCACAGACUCUUACACAGAAUGCAAGAGUUUUGAAGAGAGUUUAAGUAAUUUCCCAUCACCUGAACUCUUCAGAGGAUCAGAUUAUUUAGACUGGGAAUGUCCCAAGUUGGAAGAACACAUGCAAUGCAAAAAUUCCACUCUUCUGGAUACCAGUAAAGCAGUAGCAAUAGAGAAGGUACCACAGUUUUCAAACCUCUCUGCAAUUUUAGGUAUGUCUUCAGAAGACUAUCAGAAAUGCCAUAGAGAAAUAGUGACGGCAUUAGUAGACCAAAACAUUUCUCCAAAACCAAAGAGCACUUCACAUUCAGAAUCAGAUAAUGCAGCUUGUGAAGUUUUACUUGCUGAGCAAACUUACCCUUCAGCCCCUGAAAAAACAAAGAAAAAAAGAACAAAUUCUAGCAUUCCUGAUAAGAAAAGCAGAGGCCUCUUAACAAGUACUCCAUCUUCACAAACUGCUGGUUUAGUGAUUGAUUUGUCCUCAGUGCAGAGAGUGUCUUUUGAAGAACUAUUUCCAAAUGUCAGCAAUUAUGUUAAUUCAAAUGAAAUUGUUCCUGUGUCAAAUUUGCAAGAAAACUCUUCAAAUGAGAUUCCUUCAAAUACAUCAGAAAUAUGUUGUAUUAUUAGAGCAACACCAGGAACUAGACAAAUGAAAAGUAAAGGUGUUAUUGUGAAGAAGAAGACAUAUUCCUCACCUAAAGAUAUUCCUCAAGGUUAG
Messenger RNA from Ailuropoda melanoleuca (giant panda), 1320 nucleotides. It is a transcript of the gene MEIKIN, whose product is annotated as meiotic kinetochore factor. The record is from RefSeq and is a predicted model, not a curated record. The transcript has 13 exons. Bases 187 to 1320 code for a protein of 377 amino acids. Gene Ontology annotation, biological process: female meiosis chromosome segregation; meiotic sister chromatid cohesion, centromeric; meiosis I sister chromatid cohesion. Gene Ontology annotation, cellular component: kinetochore. Lineage: Eukaryota; Metazoa; Chordata; Mammalia; Carnivora; Ursidae.